Messenger RNA from Zophobas morio, 1689 nucleotides. RefSeq names its product NF-kappa-B inhibitor cactus (gene cact). Gene Ontology annotation, biological process: cellular response to tumor necrosis factor. Gene Ontology annotation, molecular function: NF-kappaB binding. The transcript has 4 exons. Lineage: Eukaryota; Metazoa; Arthropoda; Insecta; Coleoptera; Tenebrionidae. Gene Ontology annotation, cellular component: cytosol. The record is from RefSeq and is a predicted model, not a curated record. The coding region runs from base 160 to 1269 and encodes 369 amino acids.
AACUCACUGCGUUUGUCCAGCCCUCACUUCCACCGCUACACAUCUCAUCAUUCCGAUCCAACCUUCCAGUGGGAAAGAGUCAAAUGCGAAGAUUUUCGGGAAAUGUACUAAGGGUUGAUAGUGUAUUGUGUCUAUCUGUGAUUGCAUUGCUUUUUCCAAAUGUCGCGUGUGGAUCUGUGCAGAUCGGUGCUCAAACAACAACAUCUGAAAGAUGCCAAACUAACAGACGAAGACAAGUUUUAUGAAUCCUCCACCGUCGACAGCGGGUUCAUUUCCGGAGGAAACUUGACCCUUUCCGGCGAGAUCAGGUCCGAAGAGGUGACUCCAGAGGAACCCGAGGAAAGUGGCUACAUGCGUUUGGACAGCGGGGUUGACCUGUCCGAAAGCUUCUCCGGACUCAACAUCAAGAGCCCGGACCUGAACGAUCUCUCCAAGACCAAAUUGGCUCCGGAACCACCUGUUGCCGAAGAGGAAACCGACGAACUCUGGAAGGAAUACUUUCAGCAGGACGAGGAUGGCGAUACGUACCUCCACUUAGCUAUCGCCCAGGGUUUCGUCGAAGUCGUCCUGGCGUUAAUUAGAAGGGCACCGCAUCCUUUAUUGUUGGACACGCCAAACGACAACGCACAAACACCUAUCCAUCUUGCCACUUCUAUAGGCCAUUGGAGGAUAGUCAGAUGGUUAGUGGUAGCUGGUGCCAAACCGUCACCAAGAAAUAUCAGAGGAGACUCUCCUCUGCAUAUCGCCGCAAGAAACGGCGACGUUCUAUGUUGCAAAGCCCUAACGGAACCCGUCAAAGAACAGGAACGCUUGGCUUUAGGGUUGAGUUACCCCAAACAACCUUACCAUGAAGUCAAUCUCGACCAGUGGAAUUACGAAGGUCAAACAUGUGUGCAUGUAGCGGCCAUCGGGGGCCACAUCGACGUACUGCGCCACCUCGUGUGGUACGGAGCCGACAUUAACGCCCGAGAAGGUCGUCAGGGUUACACCGCCCUCCACUACUCGAUAGAAAGGGGCGAUGAACGUCUGGCGCAUUUUUUACUCGGCGAAUGCAAGAAACUGAACGCCGACGCCGUGACGUACGGCGGAAACAGCGCCCUCCAGCUGGGUUUUCCCGUGCCUUCGACGAUUGCGGAGGCGCUGAGGUCCAGAGGCGUGCCGUCACCGUACAGCAGCGACGAUGAGUUCAGCGAUAGCGAAAGUGAAUCCGAAGUAACGUACGACAACAGUGCGAUGUUUGUCCACAACUUGAUUGACGCAAGUGCGUAGAGAGAGAAAUUGAGAAUCGAUGAUGAGAAACACAACACGAUCAGCCUCCGAGGUAGCGAGCGACGAAGAGAAAGAGAAUAAGUUGCCAAAUGUUUGAUACUAACUGUGAUCUAUUAUUACGUCAUCACUGUGUAAUAAACAAAACGUGGCAAUUUUUGUUUCAGAUGAUUGUGUUUUUUUUUCCUGUACAUCUUAGUAGCUACUAUUUCUAUACUACCUGUGAAAGAAAGCCCGAAUAUAUUUUUUUAAUUUAUAAUUUUGUAUAUAAAGCGAGCUGGGAGUUUCUUUCACAAGUAGAGGGAAUUCUUACUAUGUAAUCGUGACGUUCUAUCACGAAAUUUAUUAUUAAGACUAAACGUAUAUGAAAUUUUGUGUUCUCAUAUAAAUUAUUUAGUUAAAAAUUACAAUCUGUUAUAUUUA